AUGAACCCAUUCAGGGGCUUUUACAACUCAGGAGCCGAUUGGUUCCCGGUCGGACUCACCUCGUCGUUCCCGGACCUCGGCGAAGACGAUGGCAAUAGCUUAUCAGAACCUCGCACCUGCAACGGUGAGGUGAAGCCAGGAUGCAAGGUCUUCCAGGUUCCGGAGUCAGACAGCUCUCAAGCCUCCGAGAUGUUGGUUGAAGACGAUCCAGCCGAGCCAUCCGACAUCGGAGCAGACUUGAAGACUCAGGUUCUAGUGUUCCAGUACAGGGGCAAGUUUCAUGCGGUUGAUCAUAAAUGCCCCCACUCAUCAUUUCCUCUAUCUCGGGGCGCUCCUUUCGACAUUGAGGACUUUGGGAUUGUUCUCAGCGCCGGAUUAUCAUGUCCGAAACAUGGUUGGUCCUUUGACCUGUUCAGUGGAAUGUCAGAUCGUGGGCAGUACAAACUAAAAGUGUGGGAGGUCCAGUUGCGCGAUGUCAAGAGUUCUUUCUCUUUUCUACCAGCUGCUAAGACAGAUGAUGCUUCGGGUACUGUAGAUAAAGAGGUCUGGGUAAGGAGAAAGCAAAGGAUAGGCUAG
This is a messenger RNA of Ilyonectria robusta, 576 nucleotides long. RefSeq lists its product as uncharacterized. Gene Ontology annotation, molecular function: 2 iron, 2 sulfur cluster binding. The record is from RefSeq and is a predicted model, not a curated record. The transcript has 2 exons. NCBI's taxonomy places the organism in Eukaryota, Fungi, Ascomycota, Sordariomycetes, Hypocreales, Nectriaceae. The coding region runs from base 1 to 576 and encodes 191 amino acids.